Messenger RNA from Gossypium arboreum, 1089 nucleotides. RefSeq lists its product as uncharacterized. NCBI's taxonomy places the organism in Eukaryota, Viridiplantae, Streptophyta, Magnoliopsida, Malvales, Malvaceae. The record is from RefSeq and is a predicted model, not a curated record. Gene Ontology annotation, molecular function: DNA binding. The coding region runs from base 1 to 1089 and encodes 362 amino acids. The transcript has 4 exons.
AUGCCACGUUUAAGAAAUAAAGAAGAUGCAGCUCCUAGUGAUGAUUAUGGUUGGAGGUGGGGAGAACCUGUUGAAGGUAAUCAUAAUAAUGUCAAAUGUAGAUUUUGUGGAAGAUUUAUUAAAGGAGGAAUAACACGGUUGAAAGAGCAUUUGGCUGCAAAAAAAGGGAAUGUAGCACGUUAUCCACAUGUCUCGGUAGAAGUUAGAAAAACCAUUGUACAACAUCAAGAAUAUCAUAGUGAAAAAGCUGCGAAGCAGAGGAGGAAAGAAGAAUUAGAGGAAAGAAUAAGAUUAGGAGACCGUGGAGACUAUGGUGAUAGUGGUGGUGGCGAUGAUGAAGAGUUAACUAUCGCAAGACGUGAGAUUGCAGCGAACGUUGCAAAAUUGGUUAAGGGUCCUUCAGCUUAUGAGGUGACAGAGGUGUAUUUGGAAGAUGAGUAUAAAGAGAUACAAGAAUGGUACAAAGGUACUGCUUUUAAAACAUUCAUUGAUGCUAGCAGUGUUACCUCUUGUACUACUGACUAUCAAAGCCGAUGGUCAAAUGUUGAUGCAAAGAGAAGGCACUUGUAUUGGUCUGCAUGUUCUACUCAUUGCUUGGAUCUUAUUUUGGAAGAAAUUGGCAAUAGGAAAAGUGUGAAAAAGGUCUUAGAUGAGGCAAAAAAGAUAACUUCUUUCAUAUACAAUCAUACUUGGUCAAUUGAUUAUAUGAAAAAAUAUAUCAAGGGUGUAGAUUUCUUGCAACCUGGGAUCACUAGAUUUACUACCAAUUUUAUUGCUUUGGAGAGCAUUGUUAGAAGCAAACAAGCCCUAAAGGAAAUGGUGACUUUUUCAGCAUGGAAAAGGUUCACAUAUGCAAGAAAACCAACUGGACUAGAAAUGAUGAAAGUUAUUAACUCAAGUGAGUUAUGGAAAAAGGUUGUUGAUGUCUUAAAUAUCCAAGAACCGUUCGUUAAAGUGUUAAAAAUAUGUGAUGGCGAUGAAAAACCAACUAUGGGUUUUACUUAUGAAGCUAUGGAUCAAGAAAAGUUGGCAAUUCAAAGAGAUUGUCACUAUUACCAGAAAUAUUGGGAUAUUAUUGAUAAGAGAUAG